AUGCUGGCCGAAUGUCUCCUGACUUGCAUUGCAUACAAAGAUGAAAUUGAUAAAUCCCACAAACGCCAGGUACUGAAAGGAGUUGGAGAGGAUGGCUGGCAAAACCACCUCACAGGUGCAAAUACCAACACCCACACCAAAUGUGAGAAGCACGUGGCUAAGGAGAUUCAGGAAACCUGUGAAAUGGACCUUGAUAAAGAAGUUCUCCUGGGGAGUUCUGCACACAAGCCACCAGCAAAAGGAUAUGGCAAUAAUUCUCUUUUCGUUUCUCAGUCGGCCCCUCUGUGUAUACCCAGAAGGGAGUCGCACUGUGAAAAAGAGUUGGAUUUGUACAGGUCUUGGUCGAAUCAAAGUCUUUAUCAGCAGUAUCCAGAUCUGUAUAUUGGAGGAGAUCAUAUUGCUGACCAUAUGUGCGAUUCAGGUUGUAUCAUGGACCAAACCGAUGAUGAACUGAUGGACGGUCCUAUCUUGUUCUCAGAAGACAUCCCGUUAGGUCAAUUGCCUCUCAGGGAGUCUUUACAGAAAUGCAAGGCUGUCAACCUCUGGACUGGAGACGAAGUUGGGGAGCGAAGCAUAACUCUCCACAGACAGCCCCUUUCCAACUCCACGAUCAACAACUACAUGGAAAAAAAGGUCCAGGAACUCUACAAACAGUUUCUGGACGAGAAGCUGACCAGGUGCAAUUCUAUCACACACGUCCUGACAUCCCAUUUGCUAAGUCACAUUGGUGAGGUGAGCCACCAGCUCCCCUAUGAACAACGGGGGGAAGCAACGAAUGCCAGAAAAACUCUCUUCCAUUCUCUAGCUUGGCUUGGCUUGCAAGACACCAGCAAUGGCAACAGCUGUGAAUGUAGCACUCCAAAUUUACAAAUCUCAGGACUGCCUUGA
This is a messenger RNA of Euleptes europaea (tarantolino), 888 nucleotides long. Its product is annotated as TLR adapter interacting with SLC15A4 on the lysosome-like. The transcript has a single exon. The record is from RefSeq and is a predicted model, not a curated record. Bases 1 to 888 code for a protein of 295 amino acids. Gene Ontology annotation, biological process: regulation of toll-like receptor signaling pathway. NCBI's taxonomy places the organism in Eukaryota, Metazoa, Chordata, Lepidosauria, Squamata, Sphaerodactylidae.